Molecule: messenger RNA, 1821 nt
Organism: Anthonomus grandis grandis
Lineage: Eukaryota; Metazoa; Arthropoda; Insecta; Coleoptera; Curculionidae
Exons: 2
Coding region: 207-1721 (504 amino acids)
Cellular component (GO): cytoplasm
Molecular function (GO): ubiquitin protein ligase activity; zinc ion binding
Source: RefSeq, a predicted model, not a curated record
UUACUACUUUUUUACAUUUUUAAAAUAAUCUAAUUGUCAUUUAAUUGGAGGCCCAGUACUUAGCUUACCUCUGAACUAGCCAGAACUAAAUCUAGAACUAACUGUGAAGUUCUUGCGUCUCUUCUGGGAAUCCCUGAGGACUAAGCAUCAUACAAUUGCAACUCCCUAACUAACAGAACUUUUGUGUAUACAAUAAGGAUAACAACAUGCAAGUCCUGCCAUUGAAGGUUCUUGAGGCCCAAGUUUGUUCCCAUUGUUACAACUACCUUACCAUAUUACCAGUCACUCAGACCGAUGAUGGAAAAAUCUUUUGCGGAAGAAAGGCUUGUCGUCAGAACCAGGCAACUCCAUCUCUUCUGAAUACUGUAUUGGAUUUCUUUCAAUUCCCUUGUGUAAAUCAGUUGGAUGACUGCAAAGAAUUAUUGGAGGUAAAAACAUCUAAAGUCCAUGAGCAUAUAUGUGUAUUUAAACCUCACGAAUGCUUUUUUUGCUCCUAUGAUGGAAACUGGGUGCAAAUCCUUAACCAUAUCAAAACUGAACAUCCGUCAAAGGUUUCGCCGGUUUGUCAGUUUAGCUUUGAAGUUGGAGCAGAGUCUUCUGAUGUGUUUUUAUAUCUUACCGAUGAUGGUGGCAUUUAUCUUAUAUCUGUUAAUGUAUCUAGUGCUAAACUUGAAGUUACCAUAAAAACACCCACUAGUUGCGACGUCUCAAUCAAACCAAUCAGAUGUAGUUACUCCUUAAAUUCUUACUACGAUGAUAACACUUUAGUAGAGUACAAUUAUUUUAAUAGUAGCUCUAAAAGUUAUUUUGACAAGAGUAUAGAGGAGCUGGCGUUCUGUUUUAAACUUGGUGCUUUGGUAACUUGCCACAUAGCAUUCGGCUCCUUAGAUCUUUCACUCAGAGAAGUUGAGUUAACAAAAAAAGAUCUAUGGCUAAAAGAACUUAUAAAUACCCAAGCGAAUAGUGUUUAUAACAAACAAAAAUCUCUGGAUGAAUUCGACGCUAGUCUAAAGAAACAAAACGCCAAUAUAGAAAGAUUUUUGUUAAUUCUGAGGCAGCUAGUACCAAGAGUUUUUCAGUGCAAGCAAUGUGAUAAUCCAAUUAAUACUGAUGUUGUAUUUUUUUGUGCAAAUGGACACGGUUAUUGUAAGGAUUGUGUGCCCAAUAAAUGUAAAGCAAGUCAGUGCGUGGGAUGCACGAAUUUUGAAAAAAUAGAGGAAUUGGCAAACAUUUACCUGAAUUGUGAAUGGGAUAACUGUAAUAAAUCCAUUUCUUUGCCAAGAUUUCUUGAACAUAAACGCGAGUGUUCUCAAAGGCCAUAUGUUUGUCCGGUAACUAAAUGUUUUGUAAAAUUAUAUUCUUCUGUGGCUUUACUGGACCAUUGGCAUUCGAAUGUAAAAUUAGAGACUGAAUACCCUUUAGGGUUCAAUUACGGUGUUUAUAAUUUUUUUUGGCUUAUUAGAAAUGAUUUAUAUAAAGUCUAUGUAAACUUUGAGGAAACGUAUGGAUUGGUUGAUAUUGAAGCUGCUAAUAUUGUUGCUGUUAAAAUGUUAAAGUUUGAAAUAGAAUGCGAGAAUAAAAAUUUUCAGUUUUAUGAGAAAAUACGCAAAAAUAAUUAUGAUAAACAGGUGUUUCAUUUUAAAGUCAUAUAUAGUUCUACAGGUUAUCAAAUCUCGAAAAGCAAUACACGGGUUUUAUUAAAAAUUUCUUUAAACCCUUAAUUGAAUGUCUUUUAGAUAUUUAGUAAGAUUAUGAUUAUAAUUUCCUUCUUAUAUUAUUAUAUAAAAAUACUUAAUAAAUGUUUCUGUUCUGUCAAGUUUA